AUGGUGAAGACUAAUUCGGAUGGUGAACAGAUGCCUGCGAGAAGAAGGGUUUGGAGUCCUGCAGAAGACCAGAAGUUGAAAGCUUAUAUUAAGCGAUAUGGCAUUUGGAAUUGGUGUCGGAUGCCAGAAGCUGCCGGUUUGGCACGAUCUGGGAAAAGUUGCAGGCUCCGUUGGAUGAAUUACCUCAGGCCUGACAUUAAGCGAGGAAACUUCAGCCAGGAAGAAGACGAAACUAUACUCAAAUGGCAUGAACUGCUGGGAAACCGAUGGUCUGCAAUUGCUGCAAAGCUUCCUGGAAGAACUGACAACGAAAUAAAAAAUUACUGGCACGCGCACUUGAAAAUGCCCAGUAAGAUCAACACUUCGUCGUCAACGACUUUAUCAGAAAUGGUGAAAUCAUCCAAGGUUGAAGUUAACAAGAAUGAUUCUUCUGGGAUUCAAGAUCUCCUACUUUGCGAUGCCCCAAUUUUGCCAAACAUGGAUGUCACUAAAGGUAUACCGAUGUCAAUACAAAUGCCCAUUAAUGAUAUCUCUUCUUCACGCACUGAUCCAGCCGUUGAAAUUGUCCAACAUAUAGAGGAGAAUUUCAGUGCAUCUGAAACAUCUGAUCAAAAUGUCUUAAGUAUACGGGAGCACCCAUUUUCGUUUCAGGACAUGCGCAUAUUGGAAACAGUCCCUGAAUUUAUGGUUCCAACUACUGCGAUGUGGCUCCAAGAGCCCGUGUAUCCAUAUGUUUACCCUGAUACUGGCUACGAUUUAUGGAUCGAUUGA
Molecule: messenger RNA, 771 nt
Organism: Juglans microcarpa x Juglans regia
Lineage: Eukaryota; Viridiplantae; Streptophyta; Magnoliopsida; Fagales; Juglandaceae
Product: transcription factor MYB23-like
Exons: 3
Coding region: 1-771 (256 amino acids)
Source: RefSeq, a predicted model, not a curated record